This is a messenger RNA of Fusarium proliferatum ET1, 2868 nucleotides long. RefSeq lists its product as uncharacterized. The transcript is spliced from 4 exons. The record is from RefSeq and is a predicted model, not a curated record. The coding region runs from base 1 to 2868 and encodes 955 amino acids. Lineage: Eukaryota; Fungi; Ascomycota; Sordariomycetes; Hypocreales; Nectriaceae.
AUGCCACCCAAUCAACGGGAGAUUCAGCGACAGCUGAUGAAAAAGUACAACAUCAUUUUUGAUGGGCCAAUUGACUCAAUCCCCAAUCCUCAGUGGCCGAGCAAUUGCAACACCAUCUUUGACCAUAUCCGACAACUUGGUAGAACAGACUACUCAGAAUACCGCGAGAGCAUAUCCGCAGAUUUCACACGCUUCCCAUGGAGGCACCAGGUUCAGCGGCGCGCAAAGCGUAUUGCAGAGAGCGCCAAACGCUGCUUGGGGAGCAGGAAGAAUGAAAGCGGAUGGCGGUUAGCACUCGAAUCUGAAGUCAUGGCCCGAUUUUCUGUAGAGAUUGCGUGUCGGAAUUGCCGCGGCCGGCUUUGGCGCUCUGAGCAAGAAGUCGAACCAGGCACUCAACCCGCUGAGGAGGGCGAUGCUAAUUCUCUCAGGGCUCGGCAAAGGAGACGCCAGCCCUGCACAUGUAAUCCCAAUAACUUGUCACGAGAUAUACCAGAGCAAGGAAUUAGCCCUUUGUUCGACGAUAGAGCUGAAGAAGCAAUAAUCUACUCAAGUGAACUACGGGCCGAACUCCCAAGACGCGAACAUCGCCCUGAUCGUGUUUAUGGACUCCAAGUCACUGAAAGGUUCUCUCGGCUACUACACUAUGCCGAGGAUAUCAGGAGUAGCCCGUUCAGAAUUGACGGGGACCCUCUUGUGUUUCCCUUUCUCGUCAUUGAGGCAAAAUCCGAGAAGAGCACUGAUGGUUUCGCCAAUAACCAGGUUCAGACUGCCUUCGCUAUUCGAGAGCUCCUGUCUAUACAACACGAACUAGCACAGGCUACUAAUGAAGGGAGGGAAUGGGAUGGAGGUCCACUUGUGUGGUUCCUAUCCUACAGAGGCGAGGAGUGGAGAGUAUUCGCCGCCUACAUCCACGCUACCCAUGAUGGGAUGUCUUAUCGAGUAGUUCGCCUUUGGAGUGGCGAAGUCGACUCCCUGAAUGGUGCGCUUCAACUACUUCUCAUCAUCGACUAUAUCGCUGAUUGGGCGCGGGACAUCUACCGCGAGGGUAUUGCACAUAGCCUUCAGAAGUUGGCACCCAUCGACUCAGAAAGCUUGAGGCGCGAUGACGAUAUCUUGUCCAAGGCUGGAAAUGUCAGAUCAUGGAUUUCCAGUAUUUUUGAAAAGAGCCAUGACGCAAAAGCCCAGCCAGUGCGAGACCCUCUAUGCGAAUUCGACUGCGCCCUUGGGGUCUUCCGAGACGCUAGAUUUGUUGAGUCCCAGUGCAUCGGUCUAGUUAUCACCCACCACAAUGUCGAAUACUUUCUACGGACAGCCACCACGGACUUGGAGACAAGAGAUCUAAUAUCGGCUCUUAUGGACAGUUUAGAGCGUCCCUGUCUUGUGAAGGGCCAAGUACUGAAUGAUUUGGAGCUCAUGUGGACAGAUACUGAUCGCAACAUGACUGAGAUACUCAAUCCAGAAGAGGUUUUCUAUGUCGUUGUGGUAGCGAAAUUCUAUCUCAGUCCAGGAUGGAAGCCGACGAGAGAAUUGACUCAUCUAGCGAUCUCGAAGAAACUUGUUCAAGACUCCAUGCGGCACCCAGCUGGACCCCUUUCGCGCAUCAGACAACUGGAUGAGGCGCCGCUAGUUGAAGACCUGGAAUCAUUCCGCGGCCUUCUCCAUAUGUCGGCCGAGGAUAAUUUGAAUGCUUGUCUUUAUAACUUUUGCCUUCGGACUGAUACGCCAAAUAGAGCACGACGUUCGGAAAUCAACUACGUUUGGAAGACCUUACCGACAGUUGCAUCGGACGAUGCUGACCCGAAGCUACAUGGCCGAGUCUUGCAGGCAUGUGCACAACCCAACACAAGGAAAUUUGUGCGUAAGCUGCAUUCCAUAUACAAGAUUGGGAGGAAUGAAGCAGAUGUUUCAUUUAUCCGUGUAUCAUCAACCUUGGAUCAACUAGCCAGUCGGGAGGAUUUGAAACUUCGACCGAAUCUCUUGGAACGGACUGAAUGGCCAUGGACAGACGAUAGGGGGUUGAAAACAAUGAAAACAUUGAAUAGGGAGUUGAUCGUCGUCACGAGGACCGCUGUGGUCACAUAUUUCCAAGCGGCUAUGUGCGUAUUUAUCCUCGAUUCAUCACUAGCGCAACGAGGUAUUCCACAAGCUCUCUUCUCUUGUCCACCUGAGUUUCAUGUUCUCAUGUUCAACUUUGACGAGGAUCCCAGCGACAUUGGUCGGUGGGGAACCUCACUAUCCCCUGAAGAUGAGUUCAGAAAAGGUUGGAACUUUGCCAUUCAUACUUCAGACGACAUCAGUCGUCUCACGGAUCACUUUCAGAACUUCAAGCGGCAGCUACGGCAGUAUCGGGGGUUUGGAUUGCUAUCCAAGUGGAAGCAUGUUACCACGGGUUGGGCCAAGGAUCAGAAUACUGGAUCUCUGGACUCUACCUCAAAUCGACCUUUUAUAAGACAUUUAUACCAGGCUCCGCUGAGUAGCACAUUACUCAAAGAGGAAGAAGGUGAGUAUGACGGAUUGUCUUCAACACCCUUCUACUCCGGGGUCGAGCAGGCGAAUGAUGCUACAGCGAGAACACCCAGGCCAUCAGAGAGAACGACUGAAUCAGUACACAUACCAACACGUGAAGGAACAGUGCAAGACCCAGGCAACACUCCAGACGGCGACGGCCGUGCGAAUCCCUCUACUAUGUCAGAGCGACGAAAAGGAAAAAGGCCCAUGGGAGUGGUGGACGAAACUGACGAGGCUGAAUCGUCGGCACAUGCAGAACGACGAGCUCGUCAGGAGCGGGAAGUUACCCAACGGUUUAACAGUGACUUUCUUUCUGAUGAGGAGCUGGAACAAGUAUUGGCAAAGGGAAGGCUUUCUUGA